AUGAAAUUUUCAAUAUUUCAAAAUUCAAUUUCAGCAUUAAUUCCAAAACUAGUGAAUGUUCAAAAGUUAAAAGAACUGCUGAUUAUUGUAUUAAAACUUAUAACAACAACGUGGCUGAAAUCCCAUUUCAGGGCUUCUUCACUUAUAAUCAAGAAAACUUCGAAGUCUUUAUCCACAGCAACUCAUUUGCAUCACCACUCUACCAUGUCGAAUCCGAUCGACCCAAAUGUUGAUCCAUAUGGCUAUAUGGGCAUGGUUAGAAAUCCCGACGGGUCUAUCACACGUAUAUUUGAAAUUUCUACCACCACUCCUGCUUGUUCUAAUCCGAGUGAUUCAAGUCCAGUCCUAACUAAGGACAUCCCUGUUAACGAAUCAAACAAAACUUGGGUUCGUAUAUUCCUUCCCCGUAAAGUAUUUGAUUCUGACCAAGUCGAGAAACUACCGGUUAUAGUGUACUACCACGGUGGCGGGUUGGUUCUGCUCAGUGCAGCCACUACCGUGUUCCAUGAAUUUUGUUGCAAAGCGGCGAUUGAAAUACCAGCAGUGAUAGUGUCGAUGGAGUAUCGUCUUGCCCCAGAACACCGCCUUCCGGCAGCCUAUGAAGACUGCAUGGAAGCCUUGCAGUGGUUCAAAACCACCAGUGAUGAGUGGCUAACAAAAUAUGCUGAUUUCUCAAAGUGUUAUCUCAUGGGAUGUAGUGCCGGUGGGAACAUAGCCUAUCAUACUGGCUUACGUGCGGUUGGAUGUGUUGAUGAUCUCAAUCCUGUGAAGAUCAAAGGGUUGAUAUUGCAACAACCAUUCUUUGGUGGGAAAGAGAGGACUUCGUCAGAAUUAAGGUUAAUCAAUGAUAAGGUGAUUCCACCUUGUGCGACUGACAUAAUGUGGGAACUUGCUUUGCCAGUAGGCGUUGACCGUGAUCACGGGUAUUGUAAUCCAAUGGUGGGAAUGAAAUCGGAGGUUUUGGAACAAAUCAAGGAGCAGGGAUGGAAGAUCUUGAUCACGGGGAGUGAGGGGGAUCCCAUGAUCGAUCGUCAAAUUGAGCUCGCCAAGGAUGAGAAGCGGUUAAGAGAUGGUGCCCUUGUUGUCACAGAAAAUGGUGCCAUUCCCGCUCUGCCUACAAAACAAGCAGUCCAACAAAUAAUAGCAGAAGCCGCUGCAUAA
Molecule: messenger RNA, 1161 nt
Organism: Fraxinus pennsylvanica
Lineage: Eukaryota; Viridiplantae; Streptophyta; Magnoliopsida; Lamiales; Oleaceae
Source: the annotation of a GenBank genome assembly